Messenger RNA from Choloepus didactylus (southern two-toed sloth), 2158 nucleotides. Its product is annotated as NXPE family member 3-like. The transcript has 6 exons. Lineage: Eukaryota; Metazoa; Chordata; Mammalia; Pilosa; Megalonychidae. The record is from RefSeq and is a predicted model, not a curated record. The coding region runs from base 90 to 1568 and encodes 492 amino acids.
GAUCCAUCGUCUAAGAGAACUGUACUUCAUUUCCUGACGGUCAGACACGUUCUGCUUCUUGCAUCCAUAAGGGUUUUGAUUCAUGCCAGAUGUCUAGUCAAAAAUUCCAGGCUUCCACAGACCUAUUCAUCAGUCAGUUCAAGUGGCACAAGUUUGUGGCUGUGGGGUUGGUCAUUGCAAUUUGGGUCUUAUACUUCAGGAUUUCCUGGCCGGACAGCACCAGCCCUCUGCCCCCAAGGCCGCGCCCUGCCUACCAGUCCUCUGACUCUCUCCCACUGGGGCUCUUCAACCUGACCCAACUUCUGCACUGGCCUCCGACCCCGGGGGAUGGGGGAGACCUUUUGGCUUCCACCAGCCCCCAGACCUCCACCUACUACCUGAGGGAGCCUGCCCAGGCCAGCUAUGCCCUGGGAGGGCACCUGGAGGCCGUGCUGAUGGCCAAGGACCACCGGGGCAGGCCCAAGACCCACGGUGGGGAUCUCUUUCGGGCACAGCUAGUGGGUCCCGACCGGAAGACAGGGGUCCCUGGGGAUAUCCAGGAUCUGGAGAAUGGCACAUACCUACUGUCCUUCCCCCUGCUCUGGGCUGGGCAGGCCCAGGUGCAAGUGCGGCUGAUCCACUCCAGCGAGGCAGUUGGGGUUCUGCGGAGAAUCUGGAGGGACCAAUGGGCCACAGUUGAUUUCACGGGCUAUUUCAGGGGACCCACGGGAUAUGAAGAAAGUGCAAUUUGCAAUGUUAACCCCCUUUUGAUGGGGAAGGAAGAGUCUACCUGUCACUACAGGGAUGAAGAUUCAGGCGAGCUCUGGUUCUGCGCCAGGCCCCCCACCCUGCCCUGUGACUCACUGGUAGAGCAUUCAGGCGGAAGUUACUGGAAUGUGACCACAGCCUAUGAUGAGGCCCUGAUGGCUUGGAAUGUGACAGACAAGAUCCUGGCUCGGGGAAUCCCCAUCUGGGUGGCCAAGGAUAACAACAGGAAUCUGGUUCUGUCCCCAGAACAACCAUGCCACGCUGGGCUCCCGGCCUCCAAGCCCUCCGGCUUCUACCACCAAGGCGUGUGGCACUCGCUGUCCUGCUCCGGCCGCUCCUUCCCCACGGCCGACAGCGUCCUGGGCUGCCUGGCUGGCCGCGAGGUCCACAUGAUGGGGGACUCGACGCUGCGGCAGUGGUGGGAGUACCUGCGCGACACUGUGCCGUCCCUGAAACCAGUGGAUCUACAUGUCACUUAUCAGACCGGGCCCCUGAUGGCGGUGGACACUUCUCUGGGCAUCGUGCUGCACUGGAGGGCCCAUGGCUGGCCCCUGCGCUCCCUUCGCACCCCAGUGGCCUCCCUGCACUCUGUGGCCCGGGAGCUGGGGGGCCUGGCUGGGGGCCCCCACACAGUUGUGGUGCUGGGCCUGGGCGCUCACUUCACCACCUUCCCUCCAUCCAUCUUUGUCCACGGCUUGUGGGGAUCCGGGCAGCCGUGGCUGCACUGCUGGCCCGGGAACCUCUCACGCUCGUGGUCAUCAAACUGGCCAACACGGGCUACAAGUCUGUGUAUGGCAGCGACUGCUUCACCCUCCAGCUGAACCGGCUCCUCUGAGCUGCCUUUGCUGACCUCCGCGUGGCCUGGGUGGACGCCUGGGAGAUGACCUCCAGCCUGGCCCUGCCAGACAAGAGCCACCCAGGACGACUCAUUGUCCGCAACGAGGUGGACUUGCUCCUCUCCUUCAUCUGCCCCAUCUGAGUGCCUCUGUGGGCCCUGGGGCUGUGUGGGUGGGGAAGCUGGAAGCCCUAUCUCUCAGCCAUGGGUACCUCUUCUCCAUCUCUACCCAGCAAUACACAGGCCAUGAAAUCAGCUGGCAAGAGUUGAGAUGGGGUGGUGGCUUGUUAGGGGCUGAGGAUUGGAAGAGGGGAGGGCAGGUAAGGCUGGCAGGGGGUCAAAGCAUCUUAAGAGGUUUAGCUCCCACAUGGAAAUGCAGUGCUGGGGAUGGGGGUAGGAGAUAGAGAUAGGGACACCUACUACAUCAGUGCAUCUGAGGACUGCUCAUUUUGUGUGACGGUGUCUCCAUUUUGAGUAUCAAUGAGCCUUGCAAAGUGUCACUCUACAGGAGAGUCUGAGUGUAUAUACAAAGGCUUUUAUGUAUUGCUUUGUAAAAUAAAACAUUUCUCCUAGUUG